CUCUUAGACGCGUAUAUCAGCACCGAGAUGGGAAUGCAAGCCCAGGCGGCAUCCAUUGAUUUCCUGAGCAAUCAGACUCAAUUGGAUGAUGAGGAGCCACUGCUACUCACCGGCGAUGUCAAGACCGGUCUUGUGCUCAUCGACGUCGUCAACGGAUUUUGCACAGUCGGAGCCGGCAACCUGGCUCCACAAAAACAUGAUGAACAAAUAGCUGGAAUGGUGGAUGAAUCAGUGAAGCUUGCUAAAGUGUUCUGUGAAAAGAAAUGGCCGAUUUAUGCUUUCCUUGACAGUCAUCAUCCCAACAUCCCUGAGCACCCAUAUCCUCCUCACUGCAUAAUUGGAACUGAUGAGGCAGAAUUGGUUUCUGCUCUCAAGUGGCUGGAGAAUGAACCUAAUGUGACGAUUAGGCGUAAGGAUUGUAUUGAUGGAUUCGUCGGUUCUCUUGAAAGUGAUGGCUCCAAUAUAUUUGUAAAUUGGGUGAAAAGCAAUGAGAUCAAAGCUAUAUUGGUCGUGGGAAUAUGCACAGACAUAUGUGUUCUAGAUUUUGUCUCUUCAGCGUUAUCUGCAAGAAAUCAUAGGGUUCUCUCCCCGUUGAAAGAUGUGAUAGUGUAUUCACGUGGCUGUGCUACUUAUGAUCUUCCAGUUCAUGUUGCUAAAAACAUCAAAGGGGCCUUGGCUCAUCCCCAGGAGUUGAUGCAUCACAUAGGGCUAUACAUGGCAAAGGGAAGGGGAGCAAAGAUAGUUUCACAAGUCUCACUUGGGACUCCACAUUAAACCUGAUCAUCAGUUUUUCAGGAAUUCAGUUUCGUAUAAUUGAAGAGGGAUACUUCUCCUUCUGCACAGAUGUUUUAACACCUGUUUUGUUGUCCCUAUCAAUCUAGCAUAAGAUGACCUCACCUUGGAACUUGGCUGCUUGAUGACUGCUGAAUUGGAUUUCUUCGCCUUCCACUCCUUCCCUUAGGGCUCUUGUGAUUUCCUCCUGAAUGUGACACAAAGACGAAAACCUGCCUUUCAGCUCAUCCUUUAGCAACACACUUUGGUCUAACCACACUGUCAGCUCAGUGUGUAUCUCCCUAAGGUGUUUGAAUAUGGGCCGAACCUCCGAUCUUAGAUCUUGUGAGUGACCACUGCCUUCUGCAGUUUUCUUUUCUUUGACUUUGGAUAACUCAUGCUGCAAGUCUUGUACAGUAGUCUUGAAUUUUUGUAUCUGAUGAAAUGAAGAGCUGAACCUUAACCAGAAAUCCAGAUUUUCAUCUAGAAUUGCAUCAAUUUCCACGCGGAGCUUUUCUUCAACAGGGGAGAUGUGAGCAGGUUUGUUCAUCAAGGCUGGCAAUAUGAAACAAUCUUCACCAUCUUUUGUCAGAGGAGGACUCUCUAUAUCUUCUUGCCUUCCUUUUGAGGAAUCGAGGUUUGAUUCUGGUUCUUCCUUUGGUUCUUUUUUUCCAGGACAAUCUGCUGAAAAAGAAAUGUUCGCUCUCUGAUGUAACUGUUGAAUCUCCUCAUCCCUUUUUGCGAUUGCACUUUUUAAUUCACUUAUUUGCAAAGUGAAUUCAAACUCGUUGUCUCUGUCCUUCUUCUCCAUUUCUGCCAACUUCUUUUUGAGAUCUUUGUAAUUCCUAAGUACUGUUGUAUACUCUUUUAGUAUAAAUUUUUCUUUGUCUCCCAUCCCAGUUAACAUCUCGUGCCAAUUUUGCUCUUCAUCCAUAUCCAAAUUUAUUUUCUGCUCAUUUUUGGAACCCCUAUCUUCAGAUUGAGGUGAAGUACUUGUCUCAACCAGCAUUCUAUCCACAGGCGAUAAGUGUUCACUCUGUGAGUUUUUACCUUCCUCAUCUUUUUUAGUAACAGCUGCGUUGGAAUCUCCCUCAACUUCCUCUUCCCCUUCUUUUCUUUCACUCUUGGUGGAGGGUAAGGCACAUUCGGCGGAACCUUCUAUAAGGUCUGUUUUCUUUACAAUGUUUUGAUCUGGUUGAAACCCCUCAACAACAGAUUCUGUUUCACUCUGUGGUGAAUAUGUAUCCCCGUCCUCGUCCUCAUCCUCGUCCUCCUCGUCUGGUUUCACAUUAUUUAGUUUCUCAGACAAAUGGCUUAAAUUAUCACAUGCCACAUCAAUGUGUUUCCUAAGCCUGCUGCUAUGAUUUUCAAGGUUUUGGUUUAGGCUCUGAAUGUCCCUCCACUUGUUCUCUAUUUCUUUAACAUGGUGAUUUUCUUUGGAAGUGGUUUCUGUAUUGUUGUCUCCCUCCAACCUUCGGACAGUUGCUUGAAAAUCAUUGGCUUUCUCUCUCAAUCUGUCAACUGUGAGUGUUUGGGUAGAAACUAUGUUUUCUAGGUCUACCACUUUGUUCACAAGCUCAUCAAUCUUCUCAACUAGUUCAGUGACAGUCAAGGCUCCUGUGGGGUCCCCAUGAUCAAGCUGUUCUUCCUUGAUUGAUUCUUGACCAGAGUUUACUGAUAUGGAAGUGAGUUUAUCACUUUCCUUCAUUUCAUCACUGUCAGUUUUGAGCGAUCUCAGCCGCAUGCGAGCAUAAAAGUCUUUAACCUUCAUGUAUUCUUUUUCUGCAUCCUGUGACACUCUCUCGUGCUUCUCCCGCAAUUGGGCCAAGGUCUCACGGCACGAUUUCAGGGCGGUUUCGGCCAUUAACGUGCGUGCUACGUCAUCUUCAAUAGCCGUCCUCACAUCAAACUCGUCCUGCAAAGCGCAAACCCUCUGCUGCAUCUCUGAGAUCUGGUCCUCAAUUCCCCUGCACUUGGCCAGUCCAGUCUGUGGCUUGUGUGAUGGUGAGCCCAGACU
Cuscuta epithymum is the source of this 2788-nucleotide messenger RNA. The record is from the annotation of a GenBank genome assembly. NCBI's taxonomy places the organism in Eukaryota, Viridiplantae, Streptophyta, Magnoliopsida, Solanales, Convolvulaceae.